This is a messenger RNA of Haplochromis burtoni (Burton's mouthbrooder), 709 nucleotides long. RefSeq names its product cytochrome P450 2K1. NCBI's taxonomy places the organism in Eukaryota, Metazoa, Chordata, Actinopteri, Cichliformes, Cichlidae. Gene Ontology annotation, molecular function: iron ion binding; heme binding; oxidoreductase activity, acting on paired donors, with incorporation or reduction of molecular oxygen, reduced flavin or flavoprotein as one donor, and incorporation of one atom of oxygen. The record is from RefSeq and is a predicted model, not a curated record. Gene Ontology annotation, biological process: xenobiotic metabolic process. Gene Ontology annotation, cellular component: intracellular membrane-bounded organelle; cytoplasm.
GGAACCCCAGUGAUUGGUCUGCUUUCAUCAGCUCACUGUGAUGAGAAUAACUGGGAAACGAGUUCUGCUUUUAAUCCAGCCCAUUUCCUGGAUGAGAAAGGCAAUUUUAGAAGGAGAGAGGCCUUUAUCCCAUUCUCUCUAGGGUCGAGGGUUUGUGCUGGAGAGAGUCUGGCCAAGAUGGAGGUUUUCCUUUUCUUCGCUUCCCUCCUCCAGCGCUUUCGAUUCACUCCUCCACCUGGAAUGACUGGAGAUGACCUGGAUCUGACACCAGUUGUAGGGUUCACCCUCACCCCUUUACCUCAUAAGCUCUGUGCCAUCAGCAGAUUUUAAAGAUUAAAAGUGUAGAACACACAAGUGCUAUUUUUCUUUAACCAUUUUGGUUACACAAAAACGCAAACAACAAGCUGUAGGAGUUUGAUCUGCUUGUUCUUAUCAAAGGUAUUGUUGUCAUUGUUAAAAUCAAGUUUGCUGUUUUUAAACACACCUAUCAUAAAUCCCCUUAAUGAAGUUUUUAAAAUUUGGCUACAAACACCAUGGAAUCAGGGAUGAAUUAAUUAGAUUUUGGUGGUCUAAAGCCACUGUAACCUCAUGAAACAUUUUUGGCAAUAAAUCAAGAAUUCAAUAAAGAAGCAAGGAUAUUUUUAUUAUCCCUAAAGGACAAUUUGUUGUUCAGACAGCAGAAAUCACACAACCAUCAAGCAAAAUGCAA